GGGCGCAUGCGCACAGGGUCAAGAUGGCGGCGCGUGUGCUGCUCCGCGCCGCGGCCGGGCUCCGUGGCCAGCGCCGCCUGCUCGUCCUCCGGCUGGGCGCGGCGGGAGCGGUGGGGCCGGGGCCGGAGGGCAGGCUCGGCCUGGCGGGGGCGGCCUGGGCCGGGGUGCAGCUGCCCGCUCUAUCCCGGCGGCCUCCGUGGGUCCGCGGCUACUCGGACGCGCCGACGCUGACCUUGAAGAGCAUCCACGACCAGGUGCUCUACGUGCUCAGGCUCUACGACAAGAUCGACCCCGAGAAGCUGACGGCGGAGGCGCACUUCAUGAAGGACCUGGGCCUGGACAGCCUGGACCAAGUGGAGAUCAUCAUGGCCAUGGAGGACGAGUUCGGGUUUGAAAUUCCAGACGCAGCAGCAGAAAAGCUGAUGAGUCCUCAAGAUAUCAUGGAUUAUAUUGCCGAUACGCAAGACGUGUAUGAAUGAGCUUCUCAAGUGGAGUAUUCCCUGUUUUGUUUCUGAGAGCUGGAUGAAGCGAUCGAGAUGGACGAGCCUGGCAAGCCACCCUUUUUGCGGUUUGGAAUCACUGGGGCUCUCUGAGUUUUGUUUAUCCUAUUUAAAGUUGUAAAUGUUGGCCGUCAGAAUAAAUAUGAAAAAUUCUUA
Messenger RNA from Pantherophis guttatus, 656 nucleotides. It is a transcript of the gene NDUFAB1, whose product is annotated as NADH:ubiquinone oxidoreductase subunit AB1. Gene Ontology annotation, molecular function: acyl carrier activity; acyl binding. The record is from RefSeq and is a predicted model, not a curated record. Gene Ontology annotation, cellular component: mitochondrion; respiratory chain complex I. NCBI's taxonomy places the organism in Eukaryota, Metazoa, Chordata, Lepidosauria, Squamata, Colubridae. Gene Ontology annotation, biological process: fatty acid biosynthetic process.